AUGGCGUCUACUCAACCUACUCCUGCUCGUACUCCUGCUCAGGAACGGGCCUUGGCCCUGAUGGCAGAGCGCGAUCAGGUCGACCAACAACUUCAGGCGCAUAUAUCUAUCCUCUCAUCUCAUGGCGCAGAUAUGUCUACUAGGCUGGUUGAUGCACAAGGUUUUCCAAGGGCAGACAUCGAUAUUACAACCGUCCGAGCUGCGCGUGUACGCGUCAUCGAACUACGAAAUGAUCGAGCUCGCCUAACCGAUGAGAUUGCCCAAGCCCUUGUGGAUGUACAUAGUACCGCACCUCUGAACUCUGCUGCAAUCAAAAUCAAUGGUGUAAACGGUAUCUCUGGACCUUCUCCUGCUGGUACUCCGGAGCCUGAGGCUUCAAUACAGCCGCAAUUACUUGUUCCAUUUGCUCGAGUGGAUGGUGUGGCCCCCAAUAGCCCUGCGCAACAAGCGGGCCUGCAAAGGGAGGACCUCAUUUUGGCAUUCGGAGUUUGA
Molecule: messenger RNA, 492 nt
Organism: Rhizoctonia solani
Lineage: Eukaryota; Fungi; Basidiomycota; Agaricomycetes; Cantharellales; Ceratobasidiaceae
Product: 26S proteasome non-ATPase regulatory subunit 9
Exons: 2
Coding region: 1-492 (163 amino acids)
Biological process (GO): proteasome regulatory particle assembly
Cellular component (GO): nucleus; cytoplasm
Molecular function (GO): protein binding
Source: RefSeq, a predicted model, not a curated record